Messenger RNA from Gekko japonicus, 7706 nucleotides. RefSeq names its product phosphoinositide kinase, FYVE finger containing (gene PIKFYVE). Gene Ontology annotation, biological process: phosphatidylinositol metabolic process; intracellular signal transduction. Gene Ontology annotation, molecular function: ATP binding; metal ion binding; 1-phosphatidylinositol-3-phosphate 5-kinase activity. NCBI's taxonomy places the organism in Eukaryota, Metazoa, Chordata, Lepidosauria, Squamata, Gekkonidae. The transcript has 42 exons. Bases 20 to 6397 code for a protein of 2125 amino acids. The record is from RefSeq and is a predicted model, not a curated record.
UCUCCUUGGGGUCCAUGAGAUGGCCACAGAUGACAAGCCAUCUCCGACCCCAGACGAGACAAGCGAGGUGCCCUCCUCCCCUCGUGGUAGCCCUUCCCACCUUACACACUUCAAGCCUUUGACUCCCGACCAAGAUGAGCCUGCGUUUAAAUCUGCCUACAGUUCUUUCGUGAAUCUCUUCCGUUUCUCUAAAGAGAGAGCCGAAACGGGGCAGGGGGAACAGCCACCUCUGAAUGCAAGCUGGCCAAGUCCGCAGCACUGUCUGAGGGGUCAGUCCCUACAAUCACCGGUGCCUUACAAAAAGACAAUUGCAGGGGAGCUGCAGAGAAGGUCUUCUACGUCGCUAGACAGUCGAAGAAAAGAACCACCCCUCGGCGGUCAUGAUCCUCGGACAGCUGUUCAGCUCAGAAGCCUCACUACAGUCUUGAAACGGCUCAAAGAAAUCAUGGAAGGAAAAAGCCAGGACAGUGAUCUGAAGCAAUACUGGAUGCCGGACAGCCAGUGCAAAGAGUGUUACGACUGUAGUGAGAAAUUCACUACCUUCCGGCGAAGACACCACUGCCGGUUAUGCGGACAGAUCUUCUGCAGCCGAUGCUGCAACCAGGAAAUCCCUGGGAAAUUCAUGGGUUACACUGGUGACCUCAGAGCUUGCACUUACUGUCGUAAAAUAGCCUUAAGCUACGCUCACUCCACAGACAGCAACUCCAUCGGGGAAGACCUGAGCGCACUGUCUGAUUCUCCCAGUUGUGUGUCGGUGCUGGAUCCUGGGGAGCCACGGACUCCAGUCACUAGCAGGAAGGCGAGUCGCAACAUCUUUCUGGAAGAAGACCUUACCUGGCAAAGCUUGAUCCACACAGAAUCAUCCCCCACCCCUUUGUCGACGCGCCUUGGAAUCGUUCAAGAGGACGCGGGGAAGUCUCCUGCUCGGAACAGGUCAGCCAGCAUCACAAACCUGUCUCUGGAUCGUUCAGGGCCUUCCAUGGGGCCUGCCUAUGAGACCUCGGUCAGUCCGCAAGCGAACCGCACUUAUGCAAAGGAGGCCAACGAAGAUGAGCGCAAAAUUCUGCUGGACUCAGUCCAGCUGAAGGACCUGUGGAAGAAAAUCUGCCACCACAGCAGCGGGAUGGAGUUUCAGGAUCACCGCUAUUGGCUGCGGACGCAUCCCAACUGCAUUGUGGGAAAGGAGCUGGUCAACUGGCUCAUGAGGAACGGCCACAUCACUACGCGAGCUCAAGCCAUAGCGAUUGGGCAGGCCUUAGUCGACGGCCGGUGGUUGGAAUGUGUCAGCCAUCUUGGCCAGCUCUUCCGAGAUGAGUAUGCACUUUACAGACCGCUACAGAGUACAGAAUUUUCGGAAACCCCCUCUCCGGACAGUGAUUCUGUCAACUCAGUGGAAGGCCAUUCUGAACCCUCUUGGUUCAAAGACAUCAAAUUCGAUGACAGCGACACAGAACAGAUUGCUGAAGAAGGAGACGAUAACAUGACCAAUUCCGCCAGCCCUAGCAAGCGUCCCUCAGUCAGCAGCUUCCAGUCUGCCAUGGACAGCGACUCAGCCGCUUCCAUCAGCCUGAACGUGGAGCUGGACAACGUGAACUUCCAUAUCAAGAAGCACUCCAAGUACCCUCACGUGCCCCCUCACCCUGCCGACCAGAAAGAGUACUUGAUUGCAGACAACGGAGGGCAACAGAUGAUCUCAAUAAGCGACGCUUUCAUCAAAGAGUCGUUGUUCAAUCGGAGGGUGGAAGAGAAAUCCAAAGAUCUUUUCUUCACGCCGUUGGGGUGGCACCAUAGCAACCUUGACUUGCUGAGAGAGGAAAAUGGGGAAAAGCAAGCGAUGGAGAGACUGCUCUCAGCCAAUCACAACCACAUGCUGGCACUGCUCCAGCAGUUGCUGUACAGCGAAUCCUUAUCCCUCUCCUGGAGGGACAUCAUUGUGCCCGUUGUCUGCCAGGUGGUUCAGACCGUCCGUCCUGACGUCAAGAACAGAGAUGACGACAUGGACAUCCGCCAGUUCGUCCAUGUCAAAAAGAUUCCCGGUGGGAAGAAAUUUGACUCGAUGAUGGUGAAUGGUUUUGUGUGCACCAAGAACAUCGUUCAUAAAAAGAUGAAUUUCUGUAUUAAAACCCCCAAAAUCCUUCUGUUGAAAUGUUCCAUUGAAUACCUCUACCGAGAAGAAACGAAGUUUACGUGUAUAGAUCCUAUAGUCCGUCAAGAAAGGGAGUUUUUGAAGAACUACGUUCAGCGGAUAGUGGACGUCAGGCCCACUUUGGUCCUGGUCGAGAAAACGGUGGCCCAUAUCGCCCAGGAACUGCUGCUGGAACAUGGCAUUACUCUAGUCACGAACGUCAAGCCGCAAGUGUUGGACAGAGUAAGUCGAAUGACUCAGGGAGACUUAGUGAUGUCAAUGGACCAGUUGUUGACCAAGCCACACCUGGGAACCUGCCACAAAUUUUACAUCCAGGCAUUCCAGUUGCCUAAUGAGCAAACAAAAACGUUGAUGUUUUUUGACGGGUGUCCGCAGCACCUGGGCUGCACCAUUAAGCUGCGCGGCGCCGGUGAAUACGAGCUGGCUCGGGUGAAGGAGAUCCUCAUCUUCAUGAUCUGCGUGGCUUACCAUUCCCAGCUGGAGAUCUCCUUCCUUAUGGACGAAUUCGCCAUGCCCCCGAUGCUGGCCAGGAACGGCUCCCUUCUCUCUCCGCCCGAAAAGCAGUGGGGAGAAGAAAACGGGUAUCAAAACCUGCCAAGCAGAGAAGUCGGCAUGACGAUAAAAGACGCGGACGUGUUUCCCGACAAGCUACCCAUUAUCUCGGAAUUGGUGCCGUCCGACGACAUCAGUGCCUCGGAACAAAAAAUUCUGACUGAUGACGACAGCAGCGACCUCCCAGGGCACCUCCCGGUGGAUUUAACAACUGCAGCGCCCUUUAUGCCGACACUGUUGCCGGAGCCACUGUUGGCACUCCACCUGGGGAUUUUGGAUGGCGACCAGUUGGAUAGCCUGCAGGAUGUGGAUAGCCCCCAGGAGCCGAAAAGCCACACGAGAGUUUUUAGGGAUCCCCUGCAAGACGACACCGGAUUGUACAUCACAGAAGAAGUCACCUCCUCGGAAGAUCGCCUCAAAUCCUUCUCCUUGGCCUUCAACCAGGAGCUGCAGGACGUCAUUCUCUGUAUUUCCCCCAUAAUCACCUUCCCGGAGCCAUUCCUGUUAACGGAGAGGGGCAUGAGGUGCCCCACCAGGGAGUAUUUCCCGGAGCAGGUUUACUUGUCCCCUCUUCUCAACAAGGAGGGCAAAGAGCUGGAGAGCAGGAGGAAGAAGCAGCUCUUGAGGGACAUCUGCGGGCUGCAGGCGAUGAACGGGAGCACCCAGGCCAAGCCUCUGCAGAUCCUGCCCCCCCACGAGCUGGUGGUGAGCCGGAUCGCGGAGCCCCUGAGCAGCAGCAAGGAGCUGGCCACGAUGCUGUCCGACUACCGGGCCAGGGGAGGGAGGAUCGCUCAGAAAAGCGCCGAUCCGUUCGUUCAACCUAAAGAGGCACCCGGCACGAAAGCGGAAGACUGCGAGAGGGGGUUUGUCCAGACUGAAUCUUUAUGGGCUCAUAAAGUGGACUGCCUCAGCCCUCUGAAUCACCAGCGGCUCUGUGUGCUGUUCAGCAGCUCUUCGACCCAGUCCAGCAAUGCUCCAAGUGCCUGCGUUAGCCCAUGGAUUGUGACGAUGGAAUUCUACGGAAAGAAUGAUCUCACUUUGGGUGUGUUUCUCGAAAGGUAUUGCUUCAGGCCCUCUUACCAGUGCCCCAGCAUGUUCUGUGAGACUCCCAUGGUGCACCACAUCCGUCGCUUCGUCCACGGGCAAGGCUGCGUACAGAUCAUACUGAAGGAACUGGACUCCCCAGUGCCUGGCUACCAGCAUACGAUCCUUACGUACUCCUGGUGUAGGAUAUGCAAGCAGGUAACGCCAGUUGUCCCACUUUCCAACGACUCCUGGUCGAUGUCGUUUGCCAAAUACCUCGAGCUGCGUUUCUAUGGGCAUCAGUACACCCGCAGAGCCAAUGCUGAGCCCUGUGGCCACUCCAUACACCACGACUAUCACCAGUAUUUUUCAUACAAUCAGAUGGUGGCCUCUUUCAGUUAUUCUCCUAUACGGUUGCUUGAGGUGUGCGUACCACAUCCCAAGAUCUACAUCAAACGUCGGGUUCCACUGAAGGUUACCAUUCUUCAAGACCUGAAAGAUUUUGCUCAAAAGGUGUCCCUGGUAUACGGAGCUGUGGACGAACGCCUCACCUCUCUGAAAACGGAUACCUUUAGUAAAACAAGGGAGGAGAAGAUGGAAGACCUCUUUGCACAAAAGGAGAUGGAGGAAGUUGAGUUCCGGAACUGGAUUGAGAAAAUUCAAGCAAGGAUGCUCUCAGCAUCGCUGGACACGCCUCAGCAGCUGCAGUCAGUCUUCGAAUCUCUGAUCACAAAAAAGCAGAACCUCUGUGAGAUGCUGCAAGCGUGGAAUAACAGGCUACAGGAUCUCUUCCAACAAGAGAAAGGCAGAAAACGCCCCUCGGUGCCCCCCAGUCCCGGAAGACUGAGGCAAGGCGAAGAGAGCAAGAUCAGUGCGAUGGAUGCCUCGCCCCGUAACGUCUCUCCAGCAAUACAAAACGGCGACAAAGAGGACCGUUUUCUUACAACCUUGUCAAGCCAGAGCUCCACCAGUUCCGCUCUCCUCCAGCUUCCCACCCCUCCUGAAGUUGUGUCGGACCAGUUGACCGGGGGGGCUUCCUUUGCCAGCGUGCUCCCUGAGCCCGAGACCACUAGCAGCACUGAAGAUCCAUUCGAUGGUCACUUGCUGGGCUCCACGGACAGCCAGGUGAAAGAGAAAUCGACCAUGAAAGCGAUCCUGGCAAACCUCUUACCUGGAAACAGCUACAAUCCCAUCCCGUCCCCUUUUGAGCCCGACAAGCAUUACUUGAUGUAUGAGCAUGAGCGCGUUCCCAUUGCAGUCUGCGAAAGAGAACCCAGCUCCAUCAUUGCCUUCGCUCUCAGUUGCAAGGAGUACAGAAGUGCCUUAGAUGAACUGUCCAAAGCGUCCUUGAGAAGCAACGGAGAAGAAGGACUGCAAACAAGCAGUCUGGCCGAGAGCAGAGCAAAGAACAACAGUCCAGUCCGGCUGCCUGAGACGAACGUGGGACCAACGAACCAAGUGGCAGAGGUGGAACAGCACCCGACAAAGAAGCCGUACGGAGUGCUAUCCUUCUUCCGUGGAACUGGAGGGAAAAGCCCCGAUCUCUCUGCCCAGAAAAAGGAGACUUUGCGUGGAGCAGACAGUGCCUACUACCAGGUUGGGCAGACGGGCAAAGAAGGUGCGGAGAAUCAAGGAGCAGAUGCUGCAGCAAAGAAGCCGUACGGAGUGCUAUCCUUCUUCCGUGGAACUGGAGGGAAAAGCCCCGAUCUCUCUGCCCAGAAAAAGGAGACUUUGCGUGGAGCAGACAGUGCCUACUACCAGGUUGGGCAGACGGGCAAAGAAGGUGCGGAGAAUCAAGGAGCAGAUGCUGCAGAAUUCUCUGAUGCAAACGCCAAGUUCUACUGCCGAAUUUACUAUGCGGGAGAGUUCCAUAAAAUGCGUGAAGUGAUACUUGGGAGCAGCGAAGAGGAUUUCAUCCGUUCUCUUUCUCACUCUUUGCCCUGGCAGGCACGAGGAGGCAAAUCGGGAGCUGCUUUUUAUGUAACCGAAGACGACCGUUUUAUCUUGAAGCAAAUGCCCCGCCUGGAGGUCCAGUCCUUCUUAGACUUUGCCCCGCACUACUUCACGUACAUUACGAAUGCUGUACAGCAUAAGAAACCCACAGCUUUGGCCAAGAUCCUUGGGGUGUAUCGGAUUGGUUUCAAGAACUCUCAGAAUAACACAGAGAAGAAGCUUGACCUGCUGGUCAUGGAAAAUCUCUUCUACGGCAGGAAGAUGGCUCAGGUUUUCGACCUGAAGGGCUCCUUGCGGAACAGAAACGUGAAGACAGACACGGGGAAAGAGAGCUGCGACGUGGUCUUGCUGGAUGAGAACCUCUUGAAGCUGGUGCGGGACAACCCCUUGUACAUCCGUUCACACUCCAAGGCUGUCCUUAGGGUUUCCAUCCACAGCGACUCUCAUUUCCUCUCAAGCCACCUCAUCAUCGAUUACUCUCUUCUGGUGGGCCGGGACGACACCAGCGACGAGCUGGUAGUUGGGAUCAUUGAUUACAUCCGCACGUUUACUUGGGACAAAAAGCUCGAAAUGGUGGUUAAGUCAACGGGCAUUCUGGGAGGCCAAGGCAAAAUGCCAACCGUGGUCUCUCCAGAACUGUAUCGGACCAGGUUUUGUGAAGCCAUGGACAAGUAUUUUCUGAUGGUGCCGGAUCACUGGACAGGGCUGGGCCUGAAUUGUUAAGGUAAAGGACCCCUUGAUGAGACGUGGAGGAGAAACUUCCUCAGAUUUCCUCGACGCCGUUACCUUCAGUAGCAGCUAAAGGAACUUCAGCCCGCAGCAAACGACAUUUGUCUGAAUCCACACUUUGGAACUUGGAUGCGGGAACGUUAACGGGAAAGCUGCUGUCGGGAACUACUCAAGACCAGACUCGAAUCCUACCAUCUCACGCACAGACAGAGAAUGCUCCUAUCAAACCGGCAGCCACAAGGGUAGUGUGUAUUUAUCCCCACGGGCUACUGUAAGCUGUCAGAGCACUGGACUCAAAUCUUGGCCUAUGCCUAAUGGUGGCUCGCAUUAGAAAUCUUGCACAUUUCACACAGUUCUUUGAUAUAAAAUCCAAGUGGAUACGCAGGCCCCAAAUUGGCCCAUUAAGAUGUUGCUGUACAGAUUUAUUUAAGGUGAGGAAAGAAACCCGUUCAUUAACGCAGCAGCAUCUUGCCACUGUGGUGACCGGGAGCGUAAGCAUGAUUGCGGAACUUGCUCUGGUACGCACUGAUCGCUUCGUAUGAGUUUCCUGUAAGUUUUGAGGAUUUUAGUCAUUUAUAGAUAACACCAUUUUGUCAUUUGGAGCACCACUUUUCUUUUAAAGGUAAAACACUUUUUUUAAAACGCAGUCAGAUAUUUUACCGGAGGUCCCCCUUCCCCCCCUGGACUUCCCCCCCGGAAACUUAGGUUUCCACGCACCACCAGUGAAUGGGAUUGCCCCGCAGCAAGAUGCCUCAGGUGCGUGCGAUCACACACUUAUGCACAAAAAAUCCCCCGCCCACAAGCAAACUUUCUCAAAAGCAAGCCUCUUGACUGAGUUGAGGCCUGCCUUGAGAGCGCUGCCGUAACACACGGCUUUUAUUACAUUCCUGUUUCUCGUAUUACCCUCUGAAGGGGGCACUUGGUUGUCUUUGCGAUGACAAAAUAUUUUGGUUCUAGAGCAAACCCCACCACGUUUUCGUUCGAGUAACGGUGGCCUUCAAGUGCCAGUCCUGCCUGACUUGAUUCCUUUUCAUCCCAUUACCAGGCUAAGUAUUACAUUCCACAAAUCCCUCUCUUUUUUAAAAAAAAACAACGAAACCAGGCUAUGGAGCUGUAGCCGCUCUAGCCCCACGGACACUGAUUUUCAGUUUUUGUAGGUGCUCUGAACAUUUACUGAACCAAGGUGGUGUGUGGUAUAAAUAAACCAGGUUAUGUGGGGAUUCAGACAAUCUUCGCAACCUGAAAGUUUAUUUUUUUAAAAGAAAAUAAUAAAAAUUUACUUUUUUUGUUUGAACAUAAUAAA